This is a messenger RNA of Zophobas morio, 1494 nucleotides long. RefSeq names its product sialin-like. The transcript has 6 exons. Gene Ontology annotation, molecular function: transmembrane transporter activity. The coding region runs from base 12 to 1385 and encodes 457 amino acids. Gene Ontology annotation, cellular component: membrane. Lineage: Eukaryota; Metazoa; Arthropoda; Insecta; Coleoptera; Tenebrionidae. The record is from RefSeq and is a predicted model, not a curated record. Gene Ontology annotation, biological process: monoatomic anion transport; transmembrane transport.
UGCAUAAGUGCAUGUGCAUUUCGUUAAGUAUUAUUCUCAAUAAUAAGUUAGACGAUAACCCCAAACAAAUGUUCUGGAUGAAAAGAAGAAUUGUAGUUGCCGUUCUGGCAUCUUAUGGUUUCUUCAAUGUUUAUGCUUUUAGAACAUGUCUAAGUGUAGCUAUUGUGGCAAUGACAACAACUAAGACUACUGUUUUGGGUAACAUAACAGUAUUCGAAGAACCAGAAUUUGACUGGAAUUCAAAACUUCGAGGUUAUAUACUAAGCUCCAACUUCUAUGGAUACACGGCAACUCCUAUUUUUGGAGGCUGGCUGUCCACUAAAUUUGGAGGAAAACAUGUCUUCGGAGUUGCAAUCAUUGGGACAGGAAUUCUUAAUUCCUUGAUCCCAUUGUCGUCUGGAAUUAGCGUAUAUCUCCUAAUAUUUGUUCGAAUUCUUCAAGGAAUGUUCGAGGGACUUACUCAUCCCGGUAUAAACGCAAUGUGGUCUAAUUGGGUACCACCUUUAGAACGUACAACGGUAGUAACAAUAGCUUUAACCGGUACUCACGUGGGUACUAUUGUUUCAAUAGUAGCAAGUGCUUGGCUGACAGAUACAUUUGGAUGGCCUACUCCUUUUUACGUCUUUGGUAUCAUUACUUUAAUUUGGUUCAUUCUUUGGUUGUCGUUUAUCGGAGAAACACCAGCUGAUGAUAAGAAAAUUUCCGUACUUGAAUUAGAGUACAUUCAAAAGUCUGUAGGAAAUGCUCAAACUAGACACAAUGUAAACAUACCGUGGAAAGCAAUUUUAACGUCAGUUCCAGUCUGGUCUAUCAUCGCAGCGGGUUUUGCAGAUUAUUGUAUUACUUAUAUAAUUUUAACAGAACUUCCAACUUAUCUAAAUGAUAAAUUCAAUAAUAGUAUUUCAAAGACUGGAUUAUUUUCCGCAUUACCACAUUUGGCGAAAACUGUCAUGAAUCUACUUUCGGGCAAAACAGCGGACUGGUUACUAAAGAAGCAGAUAUUCACUACAGUCCAAGUUAGAAAAAUUUUCACCUGUGGUGCAUUUAUAGCUGAAGCAAUGCUUCUAGUAGUUACAAAUUAUGUUUCUUCAUUUGUAGGAACCAUACUUUGUCUGACUGUAAGUGUUGCUAUAGGUGUGUGUUCUCAGUCAGGAUAUAGAGUGAACAUUCUUGAUAUAGCGCCUCAACAUGCUGGUGUCCUUGCAGGAUUUACCAAUACUAUGGACACUACUGCAGGAAUUUUUGUUACUACUCUUACCGGUUACAUUGUAACCGGAGAGUCAGUGAAUCAAUGGCAGAUAGUGUUUAACACAAUAAGUGUGAUACUUGCAGUUGCAUCUGUUCUGUAUGGUUUCUUAGCUAAAGGGGAAGUACAAAUUCAAUAGUCCAGGAAACUCAACCCAAUCAGAAUAAUUGUCAGCACCUUUCGACAUCAAAUCACGUCCAGGCAGAAUCCAGCUAUCACAAACCAUUUUCUGUCUAUACAUUUUAACA